AUGAAGAAGAGGAAAGAGCGGCCCAAGUCCCCCGCCCUCUCCACCACCACCAUCGAUGCCUACUACUCUAAGAGCGCCCACAACGCGCCCAGGGCAGCCUCGCCAGCCACCCAGGCGCCAGCGAUGGUGGUAGGCGGCUUGCCGGCGUCGGUGUGGCGCCAUGCGUUGCGUUUCGUGGACAACAAGAGCCUGGCCCAGAACGUGUGCCGCGUGAACCGCAUCUUCCAGCGAUUGGGCAUGCGGGUGCUGCGCGAGAGAGAACGGCACAGCAGGACCGAGCGACAGAAGCAGCAGAGAGCGGCGGCGGCCGCCGCCAAGAACGCCACCGACCCUGGCCUCUUCUCGUCCGGCCACUUUGUCGAUGGCGACGACGACGACGAGGAAGAGGAAGAAAAGAACGAAGACGACAUUCCCAACCACGGCGAUCACGGCGUGGCCAACAUAAAGACGAAGUCGCCGACCACGCUACGUAGCAAGAAGGACGGCCCGCGACCAGCCGAGGUCAUCGUGGUGCACGCCAGCCCCACGCCGUCGCUGGCGGCUGUCGUCUCCCCCAAGAGCCCCACCACGAAUGCGUCGAGAAAGAGCGAAGAGACGGCGUUGACGAGCCCGCGAAGGAAAAAGAACGAAGCUUCGGGAAGCAAGGAGGCUGUCGACUUCAUCAUCGACCACCUCUUCCUUCUUCAACCCUGCUCCCCUCACUGGCAACAUCACACUUGCACCAUCCUCCUCAACAACUACAUCUUCAUCUUCAUCGUCGUCGUCAUCAACCGCAUCGACAACUUCGACUUCGCCUUCGCCUUCGCCUUCGGUGCUACAGGUGGCAAGACCAAGUCGCGCCACUUCUGGUCGUGCAACCACCCGCUGCCCCAUCUCCGCUGCGGCUUCCACUCGUGGGUCGCCACCUCGACGAAUACCACCACCACCGUCGGCGUCGCCGAAGUGGACCAGAGACCGGCCAAGGCCACAGCCCAGCCAACGCCGACCGAGCCGCUGCCGCCGCCGCCGGAGAAAGCAGCGGCUGAGACCGAAGCGGAGGCCGAGGCCGCAGGGGCCGAGGCCAAGGUGGCGCCGCCGAGCCCGACCAUUCUCGAGCGGAUGCGGCGGCUGGAGCAGAUGCGGAGCGACAGCACGCUGAUCAUCAACAUCCUGGGCAAGCGCCGGAACAGCAGGGAGGCCGCGACAACGACGACGACAACGACGAUGACGACGGGCGGGUCCACCACCAACCCGGCCUCCCACGAGGCCGACCCGCCGCAGCCACAGCCGCAGGAGCCGACCAGCGCUGACGAUGCGCGCGAUCCGGCGAACGCCAAACGGAAAAAGGUGAGAGUGGACAAGCAGAGCCAACACCAGACGACGACGACAACGACGAGCAAGCAGAGGGUGAACUCGGUGGUCGAGGUGCUGGUGGGCUGCAGCGAGGACCAAACCGCGGCGACGCUCAACUACUCGCAACUCUUCAUUAGCCCGCACACCGUAAGAGAGACGCAGGAGGAGGGCACCGCCUACGACAUGGAGACGCUGCCCUACACGCUCGCGCCGGCGUUCAACCCCGACUCGUGCCCCCCGCUCUCGUUCAACCUCAACCUGGCCCUCAAGGAGCCACUGGCAGCCGCCCACGAUGACGACGAGCACCACGACCAGCAGCCGCAGAAGCGAGACGCGGAGGCCCCCUACGUCGCCGAUCGCGACGCCAACGCCGACGCCGGCGAUGACGACAACCUGGGCAAUGUCGACAACAAGGAAGUUGACGACCCACUGCUGACGAUGAGGUCAUCGCCGUCGGUGUCGGCGACGGCGCUCCCGGCCGCUGCGCUCGGCGAGGCGGAGCCGAAGGCCAAGCUCAAGCCCCAGCCCGUGGGCGGCAUCCACGAGUGGAGCACCGAGCUGGACGAGACCGAGCCGUACUCGCUGUCGGCCAGUCUCUCGCCUUCGACGCCCGUGCCCACCACGACCACGACCACCACCACCAGCAGCAGCGGGAGCUCCACCGCCGAACCGCCGACGAAGGAGUCGAACGAAGCCGAGGCCGCUGCUGCGAGCACGCACCACCCGGACGAAGCAGAGGUGAAGGAGACGGCGGCGACGACGCCCAAGAGCGCCGGCGGCGCCCUCCUGCUGCCGUCGAGAGAAGACGAGCCGAGCGAAGACCUGCUCCACAGCAACUUCGAAUGCGUCGACCAGGCGGCGGCGAGCGGCGGCGAUGAGCUGGAAGCCCUGCGCGCCGAGAUGCGAACCCUACACGCCCAGUUGGAGGCGUGUCAGUCCAGGAACGAAGCGCUGGAGCGGGAGAACGAGCAGUUGCGGCGGGGAAGGGACCGGGACAGGGACCUCCUGACUUCCUUCCACCUCCAACUCGCCCACGCCCUGCACCAGCACCAACCGUAA
Molecule: messenger RNA, 2391 nt
Organism: Acanthamoeba castellanii str. Neff
Lineage: Eukaryota; Discosea; Longamoebia; Acanthamoebidae
Exons: 7
Coding region: 1-2391 (796 amino acids)
Source: RefSeq, a predicted model, not a curated record